CGCAAGAGAAUACCACUUGUCUCCAUUUUUUUCCCUAUUUUCCUCCAUUUUUUCAUUUCUUCCUCAAUUCUAUAUUUUUCAUUAACUAAAAACAUUCAUAUUAUUGAUUUAUUAUAAAAAACCAUGUCAACUUUAAUUACUCUAUUUAUUGUAAUUACCUCUCUUUUUGUAUACUCUGAAUCUAUUACCAGCAGAGCUGAUUUUCCUCAAGGUUUUACGUUUGGAACUGCCUCUUCUGCUUAUCAGUUUGAAGGAGCUGUAAAUGAAGGAAAUAAAGGACUUAGCAUUUGGGAUACAUUUACAAGGCAACCUGGAAGAAUAUUGGACUUCAGUAAUGCAGAUACAACUGUUGAUCAAUAUCAUAGGUUUAAGGAUGAUAUAGAUUUGAUGAAGGAUUUAGGAAUGGAUGCCUAUAGAUUUUCAAUAUCAUGGCCAAGAAUAAUUCCAAAUGGAACAGGGGAGCCCAAUUCAGAAGGAAUAGAAUACUACAAUAGCCUUAUCGAUGCCUUACUCGAAAAAGGAAUCGAGCCUUACGUAACUCUCUAUCAUUGGGACCUUCCACAGAUCCUUGAAGAUAACUACCAGGGAUGGUUGAGCAAGCAAAUAGUAAAUGACUUUAAACAUUAUGCUUUCAUUUGCUUCCAAGCUUUCGGAGAUCGAGUUAAACACUGGAUCACUUUCAAUGAACCUCAUGGUUUCUCCAUUCAAGGUUACGAUACCGGUAUUCAAGCUCCCGGAAGAUGUUCUAUUCUCGGACAUCUUUUUUGUAAGACGGGAAAUUCAUCAGUUGAGCCUUAUAUCGUAGCUCAUAACAUUUUGUUAUCACAUGCUGCUGCUUAUCGCUGUUAUCGGACUUACUUCAAGGCAAAACAAGGAGGUCAGAUUGGAAUAGCAUUAGAUUCCAAGUGGUAUGAGCCAAUAUCCGAUGCUGACGAGGACAAGGAAGCGGCGCAUAGAGCGAUGGACUUCUCCAUCGGAUGGUUUCUUGAUCCACUUUUCUUCGGCAAAUAUCCUCUUUCAAUGAAAAAGCUCGUCGGUGAAAGAUUACCAGAGAUCACUCCUCAGAUGUCGAAAUUCUUAGUCGGAUGCUUGGACUUCAUUGGCAUUAACCAUUACACAACAUUGUAUGCUAGAAACGACAGGACUCGAUUUCGGAAACUAAUAUUGCAAGAUGCUUCAUCUGACACUGCUGUAAUUAGCACAGCUUAUCGAAGAGGUGUACCUAUCGGAGAACAAGCUGCUUCGCGUUGGCUACGCAUUGUCCCUUGGGGCAUUCGUAAAUUAGUGAACUAUGUGAAAGAUAAGUACGACAAUCCGCCGGUGAUGAUAACAGAAAAUGUAUUUGCAGGCAUGGACGAUAAGAACAAACCAUUUACAACUUUAAACAAGGCAUUACAGGAUGAUAAGAGAAUAGAAUACCACAGAGACUAUCUAUCAAACCUGUCUGCAGCUAUAAGGGAGGAUAAGUGCAACGUUCGGGGCUAUUUUGUUUGGUCUGUACUAGACAACUGGGAAUGGAACUCGGGUUAUACCGUCAGAUUUGGACUUUACUAUGUCGAUUACAAAAACAAUCUUACGAGAAUACCAAAAGCUUCUGCUCUAUGGUUCAAAAGUAUACUCAGACUAAACAGUGAUCUUCAAAGCCAGCUAUAAAAUGUAUAUAUUACGAGAUUGUAUAUUUGUAUAGAAUGAAAUUAUUCAGAAAAGAAUGUAAAGGGGCAAAUAUUAAAUUAAAUAACAUGAAUAUAGAAAAAAGAGGAGAAAAAAAUUAAACACAGGAUGUCACCACUAGGGCCGUACAAAAAGAAAUACAAACCAACCAAGUCAAAUAUAUUCAAACAAACCAACUCAAAAAAUAAUGUCUAAAUAAUUAAUGGUUUGAAUUUGGUUUGGAAAAGUAAAAUUUUUUAAUUAUUGGUCUGGUUUGCGGUUUCAAAAAUUACAAACCAACAUAAAACCAAACCAAACUAGUAUAUGUACA
Messenger RNA from Mercurialis annua (annual mercury), 1981 nucleotides. RefSeq names its product putative beta-glucosidase 41. Lineage: Eukaryota; Viridiplantae; Streptophyta; Magnoliopsida; Malpighiales; Euphorbiaceae. Gene Ontology annotation, biological process: carbohydrate metabolic process. The record is from RefSeq and is a predicted model, not a curated record. Gene Ontology annotation, molecular function: beta-glucosidase activity. The coding region runs from base 124 to 1653 and encodes 509 amino acids. The transcript is spliced from 13 exons.